AAUUAAUGGGUCUAUAGAUUUCCAGGUGGUGAAAUUAUCCUAGCCAUUUAAGAUAGUGUGGUUUUGUGUAGCUUUCAAAAAGUGAGAUGGGUAUAUCUGUUCCUUGUCUAGAAAGCCGGUUUGGACAGGGAGAGGAACGUUUCUCAGGCGUCUAAAUACAGCUCCCUAAUUUCCUAUAUUUAAGAACUCAAAGCUUUUGUCAUCUACUUGAUUUCUUGGUAUAUUUCCCUCUAGUGCUCCCUCCUUCUCCAAUCGCCUACAGUGAAUGGAGCCUUCCAAAAUCCUUGGAGGCACCGAAGAAUGCCACAGCAGUGAAUCGGGGUGGACAAUGUACAUUGGUUCCCCCAUCCAAGGUGGUGACGACGACGAUGGACACAGUGACGCUGAUGCUUAUGCUUCCAAUUAUGGUGGUCAUGCUGAUGAAACAGAAAUCAAUCACGAAGCUGACAGUGAUGAUUCUAUGGCUUCUGAUGCUUCUUCGGGUCCAAGUCAUCAGGGACAUCGUUAUGGAAAUAUGGAGGAAGGUCAUGGCACGUCCCAUCUCAAGGACGAGGAUGAGGGGGAAGGCAAUUAUUACUUGGACAAGAAAGCUAAGAAAUCACUGGAGAAGCAAAAGCUUGGAACAAAAAAGAAAGAAGACAAAGAUCAGAACGAGCGGAUGACUCUCCAGGCAAAAGGAGCUGCUACUCCUCGAAGUGGUUCCAAGGUAAGAAAAAGCAUCUGGCUAGGAAAAAGAAAGUAGAACUAGUUCUUGUUGUCCUUUUUUUUCCCCAUCCAGUUCUUCCGGUGGUUUUGCAGGGAUGGUAGCAUGUGCUUAAAAAAGUGUAUCAGAUAAAAACCUAUCUAUAUGUUAUGUGUUAUCAAAGCUCAGAUGUUGGAGUUCAAGCAAGAAACAUAACGACCAUAUUCCCCUCGUAAAUGUCGGUUUCAUUAUAAGCUUUUCUUUGUGCUCCACUGCUUGUAAGCUUGCA
Molecule: messenger RNA, 971 nt
Organism: Theobroma umbraticum
Lineage: Eukaryota; Viridiplantae; Streptophyta; Magnoliopsida; Malvales; Malvaceae
Gene: SOB5
Product: suppressor of phytochrome b 5
Biological process (GO): cytokinin biosynthetic process
Source: RefSeq, a predicted model, not a curated record